GAAUAGAUGCCAGUGAUGCUGGAGAUGGGGGGUUUCUAGCGAGCACCGUAGGAGAUGCUGGGGGGGGACACACGUUAUCAGUGAUGGAUCAGAGAGUGGAGACUAUUGAUCAAUUGGUAUCUUUCCGGCAUAUCCAGGUCCACUUACAAGGAGGGGCUCCUUGGGGGUUCACUUUGAAAGGGGGUCUGGAGCAUGGGGAACCGCUCAUCGUAUCGAAGAUUGAGGACGGAGGGAAGGCUGCCUUGUCAAAGAAGCUGGGCGUCGGUGACGAGCUGGUGAGCAUCAACGGUUCUGCACUCUAUGGCUCGAGACAGGAAGCCCUCGUUCUCAUCAAGGGAUCCUACAGGAUUCUCAAGAUGGUGGUCCGCAGGAGGAAUGUUCCAGUGAUCAGGCCUCGCUCAUGGCACCUGGCCAAGCUCUCUGAACAGCAGCCUGACAGCCCUGCCAUGCAGUUUCACCCGGGCUCCUUCAGCUUGUCCUGGCACUCAGGUUGUGAAUCUAGUGAUCUUUCAAUGCAGUGGAACCAGCUUUCUCGACAUUGCAGUACGGACCGAAGCAGCUCCAUUGGUAGUAUGGAAAGCCUGGACCCGCCCAGCCAGGGCUACUACGAGGGCCAGCUUUCUCCAGUCGACCAGUCCAUCUUCCACGACAAGAGGGACUCUGCCUACAGCUCCUUUUCUGCCAGCUCCAACACCUCAGACUACGCUGUCUCUCUGAAGCCUGAUGAGUCCAGCUCCAUGGACAACCUGCAUGGGCUGGGGCCUUGCAGGUAUGCUGAAGGGAGGUGCGUUCAUGGUGUCGUUGAGUCUGGUGGACUAUUGGAAGAAAGUAAGCCCUGUUGCAUAGGCCAGCACUCGGAGGUAAAGGGGCAUCCGUCGUCUUACAGUUAUGGUGAAGACAGCAAAAGCAGUGCUUCAAAAGGUCCUCCUCAGCCUCCUGUCCGCCGGGAGAGUUUCAAAGCCACCAGAACUGGUCCUGGUUGUGCGGAUAAGCGUAGAGCCUCUGAUCCUGUGCACAUGUUGAAUCAGCCUGGUAAUUGGACCUCCAGUACCCUGCUGUCCAAUGGCAAGAACUCCAACAAGCCAAACUGCAAUCCGGGCUGUUCAACAGAUGCUAGAAAUCUCCAACAAAAUGGUGCUGUUGACCAGUACUACAUGCUGAGCUCACAACUGGAGCAGUGUAAGAGCUGCAGCCCUGAGACUGUUCCAAAUGAAGGUUACCUUAAUCAGCAUAGCACAGACGCCUCAAGGCAAAAGAACUAUAGCCCCUGUGUGCCAGAAGAGUUUGGGUGCCUUGGUGGAAAGAGUGAAGCUCUGGGAAAGGAGCUGUCCUCAGAUGGUCCUCUUGAGUCUGCGUGUCUUAAGAAAGAGCAUUUGAUGGGACAUCAUGGGCACAGACAUAGUGCACCUGAAAAGCUCUUUUCAUCACAGUUGCCAUCUCUUGACCUCUCAAGUUGUCAAGACGGUGCUUUAGACAAGCCAGCUCCUCAUGAUCCAUAUGUGUGGAAAGGGUCCCCUUUGCAUCCCCAAGAAGAAGAGAACCUGACAAGUAAAGAAUUUCCUCACCCUGUAACCAAAGGCUAUAAUGUCGAGUGGGCAGAAAGCCAGUGCUCCACACCUGGAUCAGUCACAGCUUCAGAAAUUGUCAAGCCCAAAGUAGAAGCUAACACCAUAGAUGGUCAUUCGGAUGUUGGAAGCUGCAACAAUCAAACCUGGGGAAGGUGUUUUAGUGUUCCUGGUGAGAUGCCAAAGCCUGGGCCAGAAACCCUUGACCUCAAAAACAUAGGCUUGACUUCAGCUUCCAGUGUAGACACUCUACUGGGGGAAGACAGAAUAUAUGAGAAAAGCAAGCCUGAGGUCGCCGCUAAGCCUGCAGCUUCUCGGCAGCACAGGUCUUCCAAAGCCAGGCGUAGAAGUGAACGGUUUGCCACCAACUUGCGCAACGAGAUCCAGCGAAAGAAGGCACAACUUCAGAAAAGCAGAGGCUCCUCGACCCUUCUGUAUGGAGAAGAAACAGUGGAGGAGGUGAAUGAGCAACCGGAAUAUGAUUCACCUUGUAGUGACAGCUCACCCUCUUCACAAGGGAGUGAGUCAAAAUUAAAUAAAACCACCAGCCCUACUGAGGUGCACAUUAGCCAACCUGAUGCCAGAAGCCAAGAGGCUAUUUUCCAUGAGACCAGAAGUUCUCAUUGGCAUCCGAAAGUACAUCAGAAUACCAGCUGCAGAAGACCUCCGCAGCAGAAAGGUCCACAGAAUACUAGCUGCAGAAGUCCUUCUCCACAGCAGACAGAUCCACAGAAUGCCAGAUGCAGAAGUCCUUCUCCACAGCAGACAGGUCCACAGAAUAUCAGCUGCAGAAGUCCUUCUCCACAGCAGAAAGGUCCACAGACUAUCAGCUGCAGAAGUCCUUCUCCACAGCAGACAGGUCCACAGAAUAUCAGCUGCAGAAGUCCUUCUCCACAGCAGAAAGGUCCACAGACUAUCAGCUGCAGAAGUCCUUCUCCACAUCAGACAGGUCCACAGAAUAUCAGAUGCAGAAGUCCUCCCCUACAGCAGACAGGUCCACAGAAUAUCAGAUGCAGAAGUCCUCCCCUACAGCAGACAGGUCCACAGAACUUUGGCAGCAGGUUUAGAGAAAUCGCACAUCAUACUCCUUCCCCAGAAAUUUCAGAGAAAAAAGAAGACCAGACCCACAGUAAAGGUGGAAGAUGGAAGUGGACACCUGAGCACAAGCUACAACCUCAGGUGAAGCCAGAGAAGGAAAACCACAGCAGGAUGACCUCAGACGUGGUGAGACCUUCCAAGCCAGCUCCAGCCUUAGCUUCCAAAGAGAGCGAUAUCCUGCCCUUUGCAGACAGAAGGAAGUUCUUUGAAGAGACAAGCAAGAGUCUUUCUUCAUCUCAUCUACCAAACCUUCCAGUCAGGCACAAUAAGUCUGAUCUCAGUGAGAAAUACCUGGAAAAACCUAACUGCAAUCCUAACCACUCAUAUUGUCCAGGAGAAAGGAGAUACUCCCCAGGACCUACUCCCCAAACCUACUACAGCCCUGAAGUAUUAAGUGCCUAUCAUCCCACAGAGCUCAGACCCGUGGAACAGCAUAGAUGCUGCAACCAAGAUAAGGAUGAAGCAGAUCUGAACCACAGCUGCUGUUACAGGAUGAGAACUUCUGAGACUGUGGCACACAAACCCAUGGCCUAUUUUGUAAGUGAAGACUGCAGGACAUUGCCCCACAGACAUAGGCAGUAUUGUGAACACUAUUUACACACUAGAAACUCUGAUUUUUAUUCCACGCCUGUUGCAGUUUAUGAGGAAUGUGCCUCCCAUCAUGUCUGCAAUCCGGAAAGGAAGCCUUUGUUUGAGACAUUUCCUGUGGAAGAACAGGAGCAAACAAAAAUCAACAGGAAAGUGAGUCUGACAGAGAGUGUUUUCGGAGACUUCCAGUGCUGCAGGAAGAGUUGCCAGUUGGGAGAUGCUACUCAACAGCCUGAGAGUAGAUGGGUUCACCACCGGGCCGCAUCAUCUUAUGACCUUUCCCAAGACCAGGAAAGCACCAGCUGGACCACCACUCCCCUGGAAGGACACUCGGAAGGCUUUGUCAAGUUCCCCCAAAGAGGAAGGGCCUUGUCCGAGAGUAACAUCCAGGUGGACCUGCAGCGGCUGCAAUGGCUGCAAAGGAGGGAGUUUGGAGGGCCAGCGGCACUGUGCGAGCUGGAGGAGCCGAGGCCUAGGGAGGAGGAGGCUGGCAAGAAGAAGGGGCCGCCACCUCCCAGGCCGCCACCCCCAAACUGGGAGAAAUACAAGCACAGGAGAGCAUCCCAUAGUGCACUCUGCAGCCUGCCGACCUCCCAGCGUGCACCGCCACUCAGGUAUAACAGCAGCCCCUCGGAUCCCUCUCCUCCGCCCUGCAGCCUUGAGACAUCCAGACAGCGCUCGAGAAGCCUUCCUCUGAGAGAGCCGCUAGAGAACUACCUGAGGUGCUUCCACGAGCCACAUGGGCUGCUUCUGGCCAAUCACAGGUCUGCCCUUGUGCCCAAAACCUGCAACCCCCUCUGCUGCGCAGGCAGGCAAGACAGCAUCUGUGAGCUUCAUGGUGACCCCGUGCCACCCAGGAUUCCAGACGCACUCGCUGUGUCAGCGGCGGCUGGCUUGCAGUCAAGGAGAGCAGAAACAUCAAUGGACAAAGAAGCAAUGGGGGUGCCCAUGAAAACACAUCAGGUUGUCAUGGGCCAUGAAAAGAGGGCUCUCUACGGUAACCUGCUCUGCUUCAGCAUCAAGCCUGAGAAGGGCUUUGAAGGACUGGCUGAGUCCUAUUUUGCCAUGAACUACGAACAAAACGGAGACGUCUAUAGGAGACCAGAGGAGUUUAAAAAGGCAGCUCCAACAACUACUCGAUGCAUUCUCAUUCAACCUAAAGAAAAUAUUUUAGAAACUAACAUAGACGAAUAUAGACGUGAAGAUGCCAUAAGUGAAGGUCUCCCGGCCUGCUAUCAAAGCACUCGGGAGACUCCAACACACCUUGGUGUGAGUGUUCUAGAAACUGAUAUUGACACCAUUCCUGAGGAGGGGGAAGAGCCUCCUCAGGUGGAAGUGGUGAAGGCAGCUCUGGUCAACCUGACUCCAGAUGAGCUCCUCAGGGACAUUGUGAGCACAGACAGCUCCCUCGCAGGCAUCUUGGACCCCUGCUCCAGACUGACAGCCGCAGACCUCAUGGAGGAGAUCUUCCCCAGAAGCGAGGAGAAUAGGCCGGCUGAAAAGAGGAGGAACAAUCGAAACGUCCUGCAACUGAACGUGGACAUUCAGCCAGAGAGGUGCUCCCCGCUGGCCCACUCCAUGACCUCUGGCCCCUCAGUGAGCCCUACCUCCUGCUCCUCCUACUACAGCACCUCCGCGGGCAAGGCAGAGCUGCUCAACAGGAUGAAGGAGCUGCCAGGCAUGGAGGAGGAGGAAGAGGAUGAUGAGCUCGCCAUUAAGAAGCAACAGCUGAUUGACAGUUUGAGCAGGAAGCUGUCGGUGCUCCGCGAAGCCCAGCAGAGCCUCCUGGAGGACAUUGGUGCAAACUGCACCCUGGGAGAGGAGGUGGAGAGCCUGGUCCAAACCGUCUGCAAGCCCAACGAGCUGGACAAGUUCCGCAUGUUCAUUGGAGACCUGGAGAAGGUGGUGAGCCUGCUGCUGUCCCUGUCCGGACGCCUGGCUAGGGUGGAGAACGCUCUGAGUGGCCUAAGUCUCGAGGCCAGCCAUGAUGAGAGGCUGGCCCUGACUGAAAAGAAGCAGCAGCUGUCGGGGCAGCUCGGGGAGGCUCGGGAGCUGAAGGAGCACGUGGACAGGCGGGAGCGCGUGGUGCUGGAGGUGCUGUCCCGAUACCUCACUGAGGAGCAGCUCCAGGACUACCGGCACUUUGUCAAGAUGAAGUCAGCGCUCAUCAUCGAGCAGCGACAGCUGGAGGAAAAGAUCCGGCUGGGGGAGGAGCAGCUGCGGUGCCUGUGUGAGAGCCUGGGCACAGGCCUUGCACAGUGCUGAACAAACUACCAGGAGCAUAGGCGUGGGCCUCGCAUACUGCUGAACAAACUAUCAAGAACCUGGGCAUGGGCCUUGCACACUGCUGAACAAACUGCUAUGAGCCUGGCUAUGCUGGUCUAGAAUGAAGGAACCUGGUGGUGUGACAGGUGCUAAAAUAUUAGUUCAUCAUCAACACAGUAAUCUGAAUUAGCAGAUCAUCUCCAAUGGGACUCAACAUUUGUGACUGCUGAUUCAAAGUGCCAUUUACCUGUACUGCGAAUACAGAGUCAGUACAGCUUACUCCAGGUGACUGUUGAUACAGGUUUUACUAUGCUGCAGCAGAAUUUUAGUUUUUUUUUUUUUUUUUUUAAUGCAGUGCAGUGCAGUGACCAGUAUUAUAGAAGUUCUGCAGUACUUCUGAAAAUAAUUAACGAUUUUGUGCAGAAACAAUCAAAACUCUGAUUGCUUUGAAUAAACGUUUUUAGCCCUGUUGCGUGUCAUCAGAUACCUGGAGAAUCAGACAGUAAAGGUUGUUGUUUGUUCCAAUGCAUUAAAGAAGUCGCCUGCAUACUGAGACUUGAAAAACAAUGUAUUCAUAGGAAUCAUGUUAGAGUGUAGAGCUUAUUCGUCAUCGUACACAUAAAUAAAAUAUCUUUCCAGCAACAUAUCAAUUUAUGUGUAAAUCCUAGUGAACUAGUAGACUUGAGUAGGAUUUGUAAGGCUUCUGACAGUUGCGAAAAUCCGAAAUCAUGCAAAAAGUACCCUUUUUUUAAUGCCAAAGAAAUAUCUCUAAAACAAAUUCUUAUUGUCUUGCAAAGGCGACUUAAUAUUUCAUUUUAUUUUUAGGCAAUCAGCAAUGACAAACCAAGCAGUAUCGUGCUUCUGACGUCAUUGGAGAGCCAGAGCAGACAGUUACAGUACUGGACCUUUUCUAAGCAAUGGUAAAGCAUUUGCAAAUUAUUAGUCUUUCUUAUUAUAUAUAUUUAUAUCCUGAAAAUAGUGCCUUGUUCAUGCCAAACAAAACUGAGAAUGGAAAACUGGAAAUUCUAAUGAAAUAUGUACUGCAGGAGAUUGUUAGGUACAUUUUGUAAAAAAAAAAAAAUCAUUCUGUUUAAUUAAUUUGUGGUUUGCUGCAAUUCAGUUUUAUCUAAAUGAAGUAAAUAGUUCAGUACUUUAAUCUCGGGGCCUUGUCAAAUAUAAUGAAACACUCAGGAGUCUUCAGAGAAGCAAAAUACUGUACACAUGAUUACGGACAGUCUUACUGGAUUACAUGGAUCCUUUAUUCCUAUAUAAAUAUAUGUAUAUAUGCAUUGUAUCUAUAUGUGUUUCUAUAGCUAUAUAGGCUGCUUUUCAUCCUGCUAGGCCUUCAAUUCACCUGCAAUUAGAAGGUAAUUGUGUAAAAUAUAACAUAGUACCAUAAAUAAUAAUAUUAUGAAAAUACUAGUGUGUUGUGUUUCUGUAAUUUCUUUUUACAUUUUUUUUGAAGUUUUUGACACAGUGACAGAGCUUCCCAAAUUUUGUUGUCAUUUUUUUUUUUUUUAGUUGACAGUAACACUUUUAUUAGCUGUCAAAUGUAUACAACUGUGAAUGCAUCAUUUAUUUGAAAGUGUACAGAUUGCCCAAGAUGAGUUAAUGACAUGCUUUGAAGAUCUUUGUCUGUGGAUGAUCUGUAUAAUAACUUGAACAUGUAGAACAU
This is a messenger RNA of Polyodon spathula (Mississippi paddlefish), 7191 nucleotides long. RefSeq names its product protein Shroom4-like. NCBI's taxonomy places the organism in Eukaryota, Metazoa, Chordata, Actinopteri, Acipenseriformes, Polyodontidae. The transcript is spliced from 10 exons. Gene Ontology annotation, cellular component: adherens junction; apical junction complex; apical plasma membrane. Bases 84 to 5516 code for a protein of 1810 amino acids. Gene Ontology annotation, biological process: actin filament organization. Gene Ontology annotation, molecular function: actin filament binding. The record is from RefSeq and is a predicted model, not a curated record.